UCUGCGCGAGACCUGCCGCCAGUUCCCGCUGUUCUGCUGCCUCCUGCUGGGGCUCAGCGCCGCCACUGUCCUGCUCAUCCGGUAUCUUCAUAUUUUAAUGAUCUUUUGGUCGUUCGUGGCUGGUGUCGUCACAUUCUAUUGCUCAUUAGGACUAGAUUUUCUCUUCCCAAAUAUUCUUUUUACAGUAAGAUAUAAACCCAAGCAGUUGGAACUGCAGGAACUGUUUCCCCAAGGUCACAGCUGUGCAGUAUGUGGCAAGGUCAAAUGCAAGAGGCACAGACCUGCUUUGGUUCUGGAAAACUACCAGCCGUGGCUGGACCUAAAAGUGCCUUCCAAGGUUGAUGCAUCUCUUUCAGAGGUGCUUGAAUUGGUGCUGGAAAAUUUUGUUUAUCCAUGGUACAGUGAAGUAACAGAUGAUGAGUCCUUCGUAGAUGAACUGAGAGCUACGUUGCGGUUUUUCACAUCUGUAUUAGUUCGCAGAAUUCACAAGGUGGAUAUUCCUUCUGUUAUUACAAAGAAGAUGCUGAAGGCAGCAAUGAAACAUAUAGAAGUGAUAGCCAAAGCCAGACAGAAAGUGCAAAAUGCAGAAUUUUUACAACAGGCUGCUUUAGAAGAAUAUGGACCAGAGCUCCAUGUGGCUUUAAGAAGUCGAAGAGAUGAACUCCACUAUUUAAGGAAGCUUACUGAGAUGCUUUUCCCUUAUAUUUUGCCCCCAAAAGCAAUGGAGUGCAGAUCCCUGACAUUGCUCAUAAGAGAGAUAUUGUCUGGCUCUGUUUUCCUUCCCUCCAUGGACUUCAUAGCUGAUCCGGAUACUGUCAACCAUUUGCUUCUCAUCUUCAUUGAUGAUAGUCCACCGGAGAAAGCAACUGAACCUGCUUCUUCACUGGUUCCAUUUCUGCAAAAAUUUGCAGAGCCUCGAAAUAAAAAAACAUCUGUCCUGAAGUUGGAACUGAAGGAGAUCAGAGAAGAGCAAGAUCUCUUAUUUCGUUUCAUGAACUUCCUCAAACAGGAAGGAGCAGUACAUGUGCUGCAGUUUUGCCUAACUGUAGAGGAAUUCAAUGAUAAAAUUUUAAGACCAGAGCUAACAAAUGCUGAAAAGAAGUCUAUUCAUGAAGAAGUACAGAAAAUCUACAAAACGUACUGUUUGGAAGAAAGUGUUGAUAAAAUUAGAUUUGACCCUUUUAUUGUGGAAGAGAUUCAAAGAAUUGCUGAAGGUCCAUAUGUAGAUGUUGUGAAACUUCAAACUAUGCGAUGCCUUUUUGAAGCAUAUGAACAUGUUCUUUCCCUCUUAGAGAAUUUUUUUGCACCUAUGUUCUGUCAUAGUGAUGAGUAUUUCAGACACCUCUUAAAAGGAGCAGAGUCCCCAGUCCGCAAUUCAAGGACUAAUAGAGGUAGCCUGAGUUUCGAUGAUUUUCGGACCACACAGAAAAGAGGAGAAACAUUUGCAAUAAGCAGAAUAGGCAGCAAAAUUAAAGGUGUAUUCAAGAGUACUACAAUGGAAGGAGCUAUUCUGCCUAACUAUGGGUUAGCUGAAGGAGAAGAUGAUUUUAUUGAAGAAGGAAUUGUGGUUAUGGAAGAUGAUUCUCCUGUGGAGGCCAUUAGUACCCCUAGUACACCUCGUAACCUUGCUGCUUGGAAGAUUAGCAUUCCGUAUGUGGACUUCUUUGAUGAUCCCUCUGUUGAAAGGAGAGAGAGAAAAGAGAGGAUUCCUGUAUUUUGUAUCGAUGUAGAAAGAAACGAUAGAAGGGCAGUUGGGCAUGAGCCUGAACACUGGUCUGUCUAUAGAAGAUACCUUGAAUUUUAUGUGCUUGAGUCUAAGCUAACAGAAUUUCAUGGCACAUUUCCUGAUGCUCAACUUCCUUCAAAGAGAAUCAUUGGCCCAAAGAACUAUGAAUUCUUAAAGUCAAAGAGGGAGGAGUUUCAGGAGUAUCUACAGAAACUGCUUCAGCAUCCAGAGCUGAGUAACAGCCAGCUUUUGGCUGAUUUUCUGUCUCCCAAUGGUGGAGAGACUCAAUUUCUCGAUAAAAUGUUGCCGGAUGUAAAUCUAGGAAAAAUGAUAAAAUCUGUUCCAGGGAAGCUGAUGAAAGAGAAAGGUCAGCAUCUGGAGCCAUUCAUCAUGAACUUCAUUAACUCCUGUGAAUCUCCCAAGCCCAAACCAAGUAGACCAGAACUUACAAUUCUCAGUCCCACUUCUGAAAACAACAAGAAGCUUUUCAAUGAUCUGUUCAAGAACAAUGCAAACCGCUCUGAGAAUACAGAGAGAAGACAAAACCAGAACUACUUUAUGGAGAUGGUGACAGUAGAGGGAGUCUAUGACUACUUAAUGUAUGUUGGUCGAGUUGUUUUCCGGGUUACUGAUUGGCUGCAUCAUCUUUUGAUGGGGGGACGAAUUCUCUUCAAAAACACGUUGGAGAUGUACACGGACUGUUACCUACAGUACAAAUUGGACCAGCUAUUUCAGGAGCACCGGUUGGUCUCAUUGAUAACACUACUAAGAGAUGCUGUUUUUUGUGAAAAUACAGAACCUCGCUCUCUCCACGAUAAACAGAAACGAGCAAAGCAAACCUUUGAAGAAAUGAUGAGAUACAUUCCAGAUUUGAUAUCCAAAUGCAUUGGAGAAGAGGCUAAGUAUGAAGGUAUCAGGCUUCUAUUCGAUGGAAUGCAGCAGCCGGUGCUUAACAAACAGCUGACUUAUGUUCUAUUGGAUAUCGGGAUACAGGAAUUGUUCCCAGAGAUCAAUAAGGUUCAGAAGGAAGCUACCUCUGUAUCAUCUUGGAUGUAGAGGCAGAAUAAUCUACCUAAUCACCUAAUGAAAAUGUUUCUGAUGCACUAAUUUAAUGGUUAUGUGAUAUUUUAAUCUUGCAUUGUAUAUUUGCUUGUAAAUAACGUAAAUUUUAACUUUUGAAGAUCUCUUUACCCAAUAAAGAUGAAUUCAGAUUUAAUACUGAUUUGAAAUUAAAAUGUUUGUCCUGUUACUUAAACUUCUUCUUCCCCUCCGAGGUUUUUGGCCUUCAUGUUUUUGGCUUUCUGUUAGUAUGAACAACUCUUUCUUUAGAAGAAAAGCAUUUUUGCUAAUAGUUGCAAUAUUUAGUUGCAAGUGACCUUGAUGCAUGAAGCACUUUGGAAAGGAUUUGGUAGUGGGGGGGUGGGAAAAAUUGGUGGUGAAAAGUUUCGUUGCUCUUUAUUUGAGAUUGUAAUGUUGGAGAGAUCUUUUUAACCUGCUUGUGAUGGAAAAAAGCAUAUAGGAUUAGAAAAGUGGGGCAGGGGCCUUUAAUUGUUUCUCAAUAGAAUGUGCUUAAGCAAUUUUCCCCAUGUCUUAAUAUGUCUGUCACUUCAAGGUCCUCUCUUCUCCCCUCAAAUCUUAAAUGUGCUUUUCAAGUGGCUCCAGUCCCUGUGUGCGUGAUCUUAAGAAAUCUGCAGCACUGUUUUACUUUAUGUAGUUAUAUUUAUGUAAGCUACAUCUUGCUGGCACUCCUUGGCUGUGUUUUUUUUAAUAUCCAUGCCAAAUUAAAUUUUUCAUUUACAACACUUGAGUACAUAAGAAUUCUUACAGUUUUAGAUUUAAAUCUUUACUAUUUUGACUCAUUUUUAUAACCAUUUAACCUUUACCCUUUCCUUCUCUUCCUACAUCAGUAUGGGUUAACUGCUUCAUUCCUUAUGAUGUCUUCUGCUUGCCUGCCUUGGCAGUACCCCCUGCCCUUUUUCUGUAGCCUAUUUAAAUUACUUUAUUAAACUGUUUAGUUACCCCUGCUCUCUGCAAGUCCAUUCACAGAAUCUGAUCAAGUAGUGAAUGCUUGUUUCUCUGAACCAGUUAUUCUUUAAGGUGCCACCCUGCCCUGCCUUUCUACCUGACUUUAGAUUAACACGGCUAACUGCCUCACAGAUGGUUAUUUUAACUCUGCAGGACAACCUUGCCUUUUUGGGUAACCCAAAAGAUCCAUUAUAAUGGAAGCCAAACAGGUGUGUUGACUCAUGGGUGUAACUUACUGUUCCUGGUAUCCAUGGAGGAGGGACCAUUUCAUUAAUUGGAACAGGUUUUGUACUCAGUCUUUGACCGUCAGGUAACUUUUAUGUAGAAACAAAUUGCUUUCUACAUUUAAAAAAAACAAAAAAAAAAUUGUGAGAAGUUUGUGUAAGGAACUGGGAUAUUACAACACUGAGGUGAUGGUGAAAUCCAAUUUCAGAGAAACAUCCUUCUGUAAUUAUUUGGCACAGCUUUAAACAGCUGAGAAUAAAGCAGAUGCUGGUACCUGUACAGAGUGUGUGGGGAAGGGAUUACAAAACCCUAAUCUGUCAGUGUUCAAACCAAUCUCACAAGAAGGGCUUGAGACUUUUUACGAAGUGUGGAAUAUACCAUACUUGCCUUCUGUGGGGCUCUUGCAUCCUUUUGAGAGAUCUGGUUCUGGAAAUGAUUAGAUUAUGAUGGAUAGUGGGUCUGACUCAGAAAGCUAUUUCUAGGUUUCCAGCCAUAUUUAACAAAAGACAGCCAGUCUCUUUCCCCUGGUCCCUUCCCUUGGAGGAGCAGAAUAUGGGACAAACAAAUAACUUGUUUGAAAUAUGUAUUAAGGUAAACAUGUUGUCUGUAACUUCCUUAUACUUUAAAUAAAGUAUGUCCCUUGCAGCAGAGCUGAUCAUCUGAUACAGUUCCAUAGAGCUUGGGACUUUCCAGUUAAUUUUUGUUGGGAGGUGUCUAUUUUGUAAGUGCACAGAAUUGAUUCCCUCCCCACCCCGCAGUAAUAAUUUGCCACUAUAAUGCUUUAGUGUUGCAUCUUUCAUUAAAGAGCUCCUGUGAGUAACACGCUGAGUGGCUGGGCUCUUACACUGAUGCCUGUAGUUCUGGCUUUCCAGGACUUUAAUGAAGUUUAGCUGGUUUGCAGUUUGCUUAAUAUCUACAACAAUGCAUAGCAUAUGGAAACAUUUUAAUAAAGCCCAAGUUCCAAAUCUGAAUUACCUUAUGUUUUUUUUUCUUUUGCUAAAAUUGUAUUAUAUUGCUGCCAUUUUCAAACCGGUUAAAUUUGUUUGCAGUCAUUUUAUAAGCAGUGUCUGCCCUUUCGGCAGUCUCUUGGUAAAAAGUGUUUGUUAAAUACAAAUGCUUGUUUUGUGCCUGCUAACUCGCUUUCUGCCAAUGCAUGUAAAAACACAAAACCACCCUGUGAGUGAUGGACAGUCUUCCUUAGAGAAAUGCUGUGGCUCAUAUUUGAGAGAGAGCCCACUUGUCAUCGUGAUGAAAAGUCCAGGCUUUAGGACUUUUUAAACCAAACUACACUCAGCUGUGAAUCCAUUAGCUACUAAGCUUGGUGUGUGCCUGAGACCUCAGAAGGUACCAACAUGCUAUACUGACAUUCAUCCUUGUUGCUCUUGCUUUCAGGUGAUACUCAGGAGUCAUGUGCUGCUGGUAGUCCUCUCAUAUGAAUGAUCCAUAAAAAAAAAUUAGGUCCUUAACAUGCAUAUUGGUUUGGUAGUCGCACAGCACGCUUGUUUUUGAGAGUUAGAUUUUUAACUGGUGUUUUACAGAAACAAAUUGGGAGAAUUGCGUUCUCAUUACAUGUACUUAAAUUACCUGCUCACCAUAACUAUUGAAACUAGGUGUAUUAAACAGCAAGUGAUCAAGUCCAGCUUUUCAUUAGGUUCUUUCUUGGUGUGAUAGUGGUAAGAAUACAAGUGUGCCUGUAACCUCAAAUAAGAAGAAUAAAAAUUAAUUGCCCGUGCUGGUGUCUUAAUGGCAUUUGGCUCAGUCGAAGAUAAGUAUGUUUGAAAGCUAAGUACAGUUGUUACAGUGAAGGUCUCAACCCUGAGUGAAGAUCAAAGGGAGGUAGUAAUGUAUCACUGGGUGCAUCUACACAAGACAUUUACUGCAGAGUAGACUAAUUAUCUUGGUAGUAAA
This is a messenger RNA of Alligator sinensis (Chinese alligator), 5884 nucleotides long. RefSeq names its product sorting nexin 14 (gene SNX14). The transcript is spliced from 29 exons. Bases 98 to 2782 code for a protein of 894 amino acids. The record is from RefSeq and is a predicted model, not a curated record. NCBI's taxonomy places the organism in Eukaryota, Metazoa, Chordata, Crocodylia, Alligatoridae. Gene Ontology annotation, biological process: autophagosome maturation. Gene Ontology annotation, molecular function: phosphatidylinositol-3,5-bisphosphate binding. Gene Ontology annotation, cellular component: late endosome.